Molecule: messenger RNA, 1266 nt
Organism: Trichoderma gamsii
Lineage: Eukaryota; Fungi; Ascomycota; Sordariomycetes; Hypocreales; Hypocreaceae
Product: CMGC/CDK/CDK7 protein kinase
Exons: 1
Coding region: 1-1266 (421 amino acids)
Biological process (GO): positive regulation of transcription by RNA polymerase II; protein phosphorylation
Cellular component (GO): transcription factor TFIIK complex; transcription factor TFIIH holo complex; cytoplasm
Molecular function (GO): ATP binding; RNA polymerase II CTD heptapeptide repeat kinase activity; cyclin-dependent protein serine/threonine kinase activity
Source: RefSeq, a predicted model, not a curated record
AUGGCGCUCUCUCCCGUCGUCACAACCACCUCUUCCUCCGCCCAGAAUCAAAACGCCGACAACUUCCAAACAUUAAGGGCCGUCUCCUCACCUCUCAAGGCCCUCGCUUCCGGCUCAGGCCAAACUUCAUCCAAUGGCACCCCAAAACCCGCCCUCGCGCCCGCGCCGCCAACCGGCCAGACGCUCGCUCCGACCCUCGACCUCGCCGAGCAGAUGAACGAAGAGGAAAAGCGCAAAUAUGUUAAAGGCAAGAAGCUCGGUGAAGGUACCUACGCCGUCGUGUUUCUCGGCCAUCUCCGCUCCAGCCCGGCAACCCGCGUCGCCAUCAAGAAGAUCAAGGUCCAGAAGGAAUACACAGAGGGCAUGGCCCCCGACGCGGUCCGCGAGCUGAAGCACCUGCAGGAGCUCCAGCACCCAAACAUCAUCUCGCUCCUCUCCGUCUUCUCCUCAAAGGACCAGAACCUCAAUCUGGUGCUCGAGUACCUGCCCCUCGGCGAUCUCGAAAUGCUCAUCCGCGACACUGACAACGUCCGCUACGGUGCCGCCGACAUCAAAGCCUGGAUGGGCAUGCUCACCCGCGCCGUGUGGUUCUGCCACGAGAACUUUGUCCUGCAUCGCGAUAUCAAGCCCAACAACUUGCUCAUCGCCGCCGACGGCGAAGUCAAGCUUGCUGAUUUCGGUCUUGCGCGAAGCUUCGCCGACCCCCAUCGCCACAUGACAUCCAACGUCAUCACUCGCUGGUACCGACCCCCCGAACUGCUCUUCGGCGCCCGAUACUACAGCGGCGCAGUAGACGUCUGGUCCGUCGGAACCGUCUUCGCGGAGCUCGUCCUGCGUGCCCCCUACAUGCCUGGCAACAACGAGCUCGACCAGAUCAAGAUGAUUUGCGAAUCCAUCGGUACCCCCACAGAAGACAACUGGCCCGGCGUCACCAGACUCCCAGAGUACACCGUGCCAGGCCAGCACCCCACGCGGGGAAGGGACUAUUACGAGAUGCGCUUCGGCAUCGUCGGCACCGACGGCGUCGACCUGCUCAUGAAGACGCUGUCCCUCAACCCGCAGAAGCGCAUCACCGCGCGGGAGAUGCUUCAGCACCGAUGGUGGCACUCCGAGCCCAAGCCCACGCGCAAGGAUGACCUGCCGCGCAAAGACGAGAGCGCUGGAGAAGACAAGAUGGGGAUGGAUUUGAAGCGCCGACCUGGAAUGGUGGCUGACGAGGAUAGAGGUGCCAAAGUAGCCCGCAAAUUGGACUUCGGACAGCGGUAA